AUGAUUAUUAAAGGUUUAUUACGCACAGAGCUAAAGUUUUGUUUAAGGUAUCUUAGGAGAGGAUUAAGUACAAAAUCACCUUGGGAUAUUGUAACAGGAGUAUGUGUAGAACGAUUGCCUGUAGUCACACCACCAUUAAAUGAUAUACAAAAAAAGUACAAGGAAUUAUUGUGGACUAUGGAAGUAGAAAAAAGCUUAAAAUCAGAUCACGAGAUCAGACAAGAAAACGAUAAAAUUCAAGCAGAACUUUUAAAGAAUGAAUCACAUGAUGUGGACUUGGAUGCUGUGAGCAAAAUAACUGCACAAGAUUUUGAGGAUGCAGCUGGUGAAGAGUUAGCUCAAUUUAAAUUUGCAAGUAUUGAAACAGAAGCAGAUAAAAAAGGAGAUAAAACAACAUCAGAUAGAUGCUUACAGAGGCAUUUAGUACUUGUCACACCUGUUAAAUUAGGAAAUGAUAUUAAAACAAUACUUCCACAAGGACAAUGGAAAGAUGGGGAGACAUUACGACAGACAGCUGAAAGAGUUCUUAAGGAGCAUUGUGGACCAAAUUUAAAAGUUCAAUUUCUUUCAAAUGCGCCAUGUGGUUUUUACAAAUAUAAAUAUCCUGCUGAAUUACAAAGUGAUGGGAAAGUUGGAGCCAAAGUAUUCUUCUAUUACGCCAAUUACAAAAGUGGUGUUGUAGAAAGUAAAGACAGGACAAAGUGCAAUUGGCUAACAAGAAAUGAAUUAACGGAAAUUUUACCAACUAAGUACAAUAAAUCAGUGCAAGAGUUUUUGAUUCAAGAAACUUUUUAG
Molecule: messenger RNA, 795 nt
Organism: Parnassius mnemosyne (clouded apollo)
Lineage: Eukaryota; Metazoa; Arthropoda; Insecta; Lepidoptera; Papilionidae
Source: the annotation of a GenBank genome assembly